This is a messenger RNA of Rhinichthys klamathensis goyatoka, 3338 nucleotides long. RefSeq names its product insulin-degrading enzyme (gene ide). Gene Ontology annotation, cellular component: mitochondrion; peroxisomal matrix; cytosol. Gene Ontology annotation, biological process: peptide catabolic process. Bases 200 to 3196 code for a protein of 998 amino acids. The transcript is spliced from 25 exons. Gene Ontology annotation, molecular function: metal ion binding; metalloendopeptidase activity. The record is from RefSeq and is a predicted model, not a curated record. Lineage: Eukaryota; Metazoa; Chordata; Actinopteri; Cypriniformes; Leuciscidae.
GUAUAUAUUGCACGUAUUUUGUAUUAUCGUAUAUUAAUGAAAGGUACGUAAAAAUCUGCUUUAGAUGCUCUGAGAUUGAUUGGUUACGUCUGCAGAACAUGGCGUCCUGACGUCUUAAGCAGAGUUUUGAUAUCCAGCACUGAAGUAUGCAGAAAUGUGUUAACCGGUGGGCCCUUACAGCGAGUUAUCUUCCGAUUUUAUGAUCUUAUCCACAGUUUUCAUUCGAAGUAUUAGGUGUGUCUCGACUCUGUCCGUCAGAAUGAGUGAUCCGGCUGUCAAGAGGGUGGUGAGUGAUAUCAUUCGUUCUCCAGAAGACAAACGGGAGUAUCGAGGACUUGAUUUUACUAAUGGGCUGAAAGCCAUACUCAUCAGUGACCCCACCACUGACAAAUCGUCAGCCGCACUGGAUGUCCACAUAGGUUCUUUGUCAGAUCCUGAGAACAUUUCAGGACUGGCCCACUUCUGUGAGCACAUGCUGUUUCUGGGCACUGAGAAGUACCCCAAAGAGAACGAGUACAGCCAGUUUUUGAGCGAGCAUGCCGGCAGCUCCAACGCCUUCACCAGUGGAGAGCACACAAAUUACUACUUUGAUGUAUCCCAUGAGCAUCUGCAAGGGGCAUUGGACAGGUUUUCCCAGUUCUUCCUCUGUCCUCUGUUUGAUGAGAGCUGUAAGGACCGAGAGGUGAACGCAGUGGAUUCAGAACAUGAGAAGAACCUCAUGAAUGAUGCAUGGAGGCUGUUUCAGUUGGAGAAAGCCACUGGGAACCCCAAACACCCUUUUAGCAAGUUUGGCACUGGCAAUAAGUUAACUCUUGAGACAAGGCCAUCUCAACAGGGCAUCGAUAUCCGUGAGGAGCUGCUCAAGUUUCACUCCACCUUCUACUCCUCCAAUCUGAUGGGAUUGUGUGUGCUGGGCAGAGAGACGCUGGAUGAUUUGACAUCUAUGGUGGUGAAACUUUUUGGAGAGGUAGAGAACAAGAAUGUCCCCAUCCCAGAAUUCCCAACACACCCUUUCCAGGAGGAACACCUGAGGCAAUUUUAUAAAGUCGUGCCUAUCAAGGACAUUAGAAACUUGUACGUGACCUUCCCCAUCCCCGACCUGCAGAAGUACUACAAAUCAAAUCCUGGUCAUUAUCUGGGCCAUCUGAUCGGACAUGAGGGUCCAGGGAGUCUUCUGUCUGAGCUCAAAUCUAAAGGAUGGGUGAACACGCUAGUCGGAGGCCAGAAAGAAGGAGCCAGAGGAUUCAUGUUCUUUAUAAUUAAUGUGGAUUUGACAGAAGAGGGGCUGUUGCAUGUCGAGGAUAUCAUCUUCCACAUGUUCCAGUACAUUCAGAAGCUGCGGACGGAGGGCCCUCAAGAGUGGGUCUUUCAGGAGUGCAAGGAUUUGAACACUGUGGCUUUCAGAUUCAAGGAUAAGGAACGUCCUCGUGGAUACACGUCUAAAGUGGCUGGACUACUGCAUUACUAUCCGCUGGAGGAAAUCCUAGCUGCAGAAUACUUACUGGAGGAGUUCAGGCCAGACCUCAUCGAGAUGGUGCUUGAUAAACUGAGGCCGGAGAAUGUCAGGGUCGCUGUGGUCUCCAAAUCAUUUGAAGGACAGACAGACCGGACUGAGGAGUGGUACGGCACACAGUAUAAACAGGAAGCCAUUACUGAUGAGGUUAUUAAGAAAUGGCUAAACGCAGACCUCAAUGGAAAGUUCAAACUGCCAAUGAAGAAUGAAUUCAUCCCAACAAACUUUGAGAUUUACCCUCUAGAGAAGGAUUCCCCAUCUGCCCCCACCUUGAUAAAGGACACUGCAAUGAGCAAAGUUUGGUUCAAACAGGAUGACAAGUUUUUCCUGCCCAAGGCUUGUUUAAACUUUGAGUUUUUCAGUCGCUACCUAUAUGCAGACCCGCUGCACUGCAACAUGACUUACCUGUUUCUCAGGUUGUUGAAGGAUGAUUUGAGAGAGUAUACAUAUGCAGCCCGCCUGGCAGGGUUGGUCUAUGGCAUAGCCUCGGGAAUGAAUGCCAUCCUUCUGUCAGUGAAGGGUUAUAGUGACAAACAACACAUCCUGCUGAAGAAGAUCAUGGAGAAAAUGGCCACAUUUGAGAUUGAUGAGAAGCGCUUUGAUAUCAUUAAGGAGGCGUACAUGAGGUCUCUGAAUAAUUUCCGCGCUGAGCAGCCUCACCAGCACGCCAUGUAUUACCUGCGGCUCCUCAUGACCGAGGUGGCCUGGACCAAAGACGAACUCAGAGACUCUCUGGAUGAUGUGACGUUACCUCGUCUGAAGGCGUUCAUACCUCAGCUGUUGUCACGGUUACACAUUGAAGCCCUGCUGCAUGGCAACAUAACCAAACAGUCUGCUCUGGGCAUGAUGCAAAUGUUGGAGGACACUCUCAUUGAGCAUGCUCACACUAAACCCCUGCUACCGAGUCAGCUGAUACGCUACAGGGAAGUGCAGGUGCCUGACGGUGGUUGGUAUGUUUACCAGCAGAGGAACGAUGUUCAUAAUAACUGUGGAAUCGAGAUUUACUAUCAGACGGACAUGCAGAACACCCAUGAGAACAUGCUGCUGGAGCUCUUCUGUCAAAUCAUCUCUGAGCCAUGCUUCAACACGCUACGCACCAAAGAACAGCUGGGUUACAUUGUGUUCAGCGGCCCUCGCAGGGCCAAUGGGGUGCAGGGUCUGCGUUUCAUCAUCCAGUCUGAAAAAGCUCCUCACUACCUGGAGUCUCGUGUGGAGGCCUUCCUCAAGACCAUGGAGAAGAGUGUGGAGGAGAUGGGAGAGGAAGCGUUUCAGAAACACAUCCAGGCACUGACCAUUCGCCGUCUCGACAAACCCAAGAAGCUGGCGGCCGAGUGUGCCAAGUACUGGGGAGAGAUCAUCUCCCAACAGUAUAACUUUGACAGGGAUAAUAUUGAAGUUGCUUACCUGAAGACACUGACUAAGGAACACAUUAUGCAGUUUUACAGGGACUUGUUGGCCAUCGAUGCCCCCAGAAGACACAAGGUGUCCGUGCAUGUGCUGUCUAGAGAGAUGGACUCCUGUCCAGUGGUUGGAGAGUUUCCUGCUCAAAAUGAUGUCAAUCUGGCUCCUGCCCCCUCACUUCCUCAGCCAUCAUUAGUUCAGGAUAUGACCGAAUUCAAAAGGAGUCUGCCGCUGUUCCCUCUCACCAAACCUCACAUCAACUUCAUGGCUGCCAAACUGUGACCAGCACCAUGGGAUUGUCAGAGACGCCCAAUUAUGGAGCCAGUAACAUCGUUGUCUGUCUGUUUGUGUGAGUGUGUGUUUGUGUGCGUGUGAGCAGGCAGGGCCACAACAGUGGUGCUUGCAACAUUUUUAGUUAGAAAAC